Messenger RNA from Mercenaria mercenaria, 2802 nucleotides. RefSeq names its product 3-hydroxyacyl-thioester dehydratase X-like. The record is from RefSeq and is a predicted model, not a curated record. The coding region runs from base 56 to 1078 and encodes 340 amino acids. The transcript is spliced from 6 exons. Lineage: Eukaryota; Metazoa; Mollusca; Bivalvia; Venerida; Veneridae.
AAGUUAAGCCGUGUAUUAAACAUGCUUACGAGAAACCGAAAGUAGAUUUGUAAACAUGUUCCUCUUUACAAUAUUGGCAAUAAUUAUUGGUUUAGUUGUCUAUGUCAUUUGUGGAAAGGAAAAAGAAGUGUAUACAAGUGUUUCAGAGUUAUCCUGGUUUAAACUUGUGAUAAAAGUUGUUUACAAACUUGUAAAAUAUCGUAAACAAGGCGUUUUACAGUUGGACAAAAGUUUAGUAUACGUAGCUGGGACUGGGAAUGCGGACUGUACACUAGAAAUAUCAGCACGGAAUCAUACGAUCACAGUUCAAGGAAUCAGAGUCGACGAAGAAAACGUAGCCAAAUACAAGUUCCUGUGUGGAUACAAUGCAAAUGAUGGCGAUAUACCACUGUGCUACGCUGAAUCCUUAUUCAUGAAACCGCUGAUUGCCCUCAUUUCGUCUACGAAGUUCUCUCUGUCACCCAUUGGUCUGAUACAUAUCCGACAGAAUAUAAAACAGUUUAUACCGCUUCAAGAAUAUAUCAAAGCACAGCUUACGCUCGAAGUCUCGGUAAAGCAAUAUAGGCAGUAUGAUAGGGGUGUUGAGGUUGACAUAAAUCUCCGAGCGAUGGCCUCCAACACCUGUGUAUGGGAAGGCAUGAUGACACUAUUAUCCAGAGGUCAACGGAGUACGCCAAAGUCAAGACCACCAGGAGGAAAUAAUGGUACCUACGAAUUCGAAGAUGAUCUUGAUGUUCCGGGAAAUUGUGGUGUAGACUACGCCAAACUGACAGGGGAUUGGAAUCCACACCAUCUAUAUACAUGGAGUGCAUGGCUGCUAGGAUACAAAAAACCUAUAGCACACGGGAUGUGGACAUUGUCUAGAACCAUUGCUGAACUUCAACGUCGCUAUGAGAUGACACUGGAUGGGCAAUACGAGCUUUCGUGUGCAUUUAAGAGACCACUUUUUAUGCCAGGCAAAGCAGUAAUGAAAUAUGACGACCCCAUGCUUGCAGAUAAUUCAGUAUGUAAGAUAUUGGUGGAGGAAAGAGAUACCAGCAUUCCGCAUCUAACCGCUUCUCUGAGAAAGUUGUACUAGCUUUAGCAGAAAAUACUCUCUUCAUUAAAGGAUUGACUUGUCAGAAGGAAAGUAUGCAGGAUGUUAUCAACAUAGUGACUUCUCUCUUAAUUCAGGAAUUUGACAUGUUUGUAAAUAAAGAUUUCGUGUUUUUGCGGUGUUAAAUGGACUCAAUCAGACAGUUGCUGACAGCAAAUGAGUAAUACAUUUUGUCUGUUUGUUGAAUACACACAAUACAUUCCCAUUAUAUAUGUAUAUACGCUUUUCGGAGUAAAAAAACGGAAGAUGUAUUUGAAAGACAUUUAUAUUCAUUUGGUUAUUUAUGAUGUUUUUUUCUACUUUUUCACUUUUACCAUCUCGGCAAAGACCAUAUCAACGGUUUAAAAGAGAAGGGACAUAACUUUAUAUAAAAUCUUAAUAGCCUCAGGAGUUAUCUCCUGUGUUUUCUAGCUUGUUGGAAAAACGUACCUGAAGUAUCGAAAGUCGGACAAAACGGAAACGGUGAUCCAUCGAAAUAGAUACAGCUCAGACUUGCGGAAACAAACUUUUCUCACCGCCAUUAUUUACGUCUGGUCUCAUGUGGGUAAUACAGAACAGCAUUUCAUCGCAUCACAUUUUCAGUCUGUAAACUUGGUUGUUUUAAUGAUAACAACGAGUACAUUAUUGGUUUCAGGAACUUAAUUUUAAGGCGAAAAUGACCCAAAUUGUACAUGAGAUCUGACCUAAAACAUAUACAUAAUUUUAAAGCAUGUGACCAUUUUCUCAACCUCUUUACGCAAAUCCAAGGUGAUCGAUGACUGUUCCAGUUUUGACCACCCUCCGUACCUUACGUAAGUAUUUUAGUCCCGGCCGUCUCUGUGGAGUCCGCAAAUCCCAAUCAUAUAUUCAUUAAUUAUACACAAAAAUAAUCUUUUGCGGCAAUCCUUAAAUAUAAAUCAUAAAUAACCACUUGAAUGUAAAUUCCCAUUAAAUCCGUUUACUCAUUUUACGCAGAAAAUCGACCAGGCAAAAGUGGCUCUAGUCACUGUAGAAGAUGUGAUCAGCUAUUUCAUAAUGUGAUAUUCAUUUCUUCAAAGCCGCUAAUUUGAGGGAUAACUCAUGAAUGGAAUGCAUGGUUACACAUUUCAGUCUCGUAUAGAUUUGUGAAUUUUGUUUAAAACAACUUGCCUUUAAACAUGAAACAACUUUAUCAGUAUUCGUCGUGUGGAUUCAAUUUAAGCCGAAAUCAAAUUAGCGAAUUAUAGUUUGAAAACAGAAUUAAAUUUAUCAUUUCUUUUCUUUGUUCAGACCGUAUUUAAUGUAUGGAAUUCAAUUCCUGAUUCACUUUAUUCACAAACAUAAUAUGAUAAUUAUUUUCUGUUGUCUGUACUAAUCGCUGACUAAUUUGUUAAAAGCAUCCGUUUUCUUUGGUAUGACGCGACCAUGGAGCAAACCCCUGGCCUCCUGCACUCGAAACAGGCACUCUGUUCAACUUGCAUGUACAUGAAAAAUAUAAUUUAUUUUGUAAGCAGUGCAUUCAUUUUUGAUUGCAUUUAUUUGAAUAAAUCGAAUAAUCGUAUUUUGUCAUAUGGUAUAUGCUUAUCAUCUACUUGGUUCAUUGUUUUAAUAUCAUGUAUUACUGUUUGAAAAUUUUUUAAGCUCAUAAUGCUGCAAUUUUGAAUAGGUGAAUUCACCUUUAACAAAAUUUAAUAUCGAUUAUUUCUGUAAAAAAGAACUUUAAUAAUGUUUACUAAUCUUUGACUAAC